Molecule: messenger RNA, 2155 nt
Organism: Zingiber officinale
Lineage: Eukaryota; Viridiplantae; Streptophyta; Magnoliopsida; Zingiberales; Zingiberaceae
Product: xylan glycosyltransferase MUCI21-like
Exons: 4
Coding region: 453-2045 (530 amino acids)
Molecular function (GO): glycosyltransferase activity
Source: RefSeq, a predicted model, not a curated record
UUCGCAUUUUUUGGAGUCCAUCAAUGCGAAACGACGAGUGAUGGAGGCGCAGCUGGCUCGCUCUUUUUAGAAGGAGAACGCACAAGAAGAAAUCUGGCACCGCGUUCGCAUGUGCUCUGCCGUCUUUGCGUCUGUUCUAAGACUGUGCCUAUGAUGACGGUUCUUGAUUGCUGUUACUUCGCUUUCAGGUUUUUAACCAAUCGAUUUUUCUUACUGUUUCCUCGUAAAUGUUUGGCAUCUGCAGGGUUUUGAUUGCUCGGUAGGUAAACAGUUCUUCUCACGAGCCGCAUGCCAUCUGUGAAUGCCUUCUUUUCAUGUGACUGAGAAUCGAGCUUGCCUCGGAAGCCAAUCCAUCAUCUACUUCUUCUUCGUCGGAAUCGAAAUCGAAAUUUCUAAAGCGAUGGAGGUCUGGUAGAUACCGCCGCCACAAGGUGGAGAAGGAAGGAAGGAGCAUGAACCGUCAGCAGAGGCCGAUGGCCGCCGCCGCCGCCUUGCUUCCGCCGGGGAAAUCGACGCCGGAAAAGGAGAGGAAGAGUAAUUCCGUCCACCGCCUGUUUCCUUUGCUGCUCCUCACGCUGUAUGCGAUCGCCUCGGUGCUUCGACUCGCUUUGUCGUCCCCGUUUCCUACCGCCUUCGUGCAGCCGUCCGCUUCUUCUUCUUCUUCUUCGACAUUCUCCGCGGAGUCGAGGCAAGAAGCGGAAUCUUUGAAGACUCAUAUUCCGUCGGAGACCCACCACGUCCGGGCCGAAGAGGAGAAUCCGGUGCCGGCGCCGCCUCCGUGCUCUGCUCUCAUCGAUGGAACCGCCGUUGCCAGAAACGAGGCGGCGGCGUUCGUUUGCUGCGACCGGAGCCACAUCCGGAGCGAUCUCUGCUACGCCAGGGGCGACAUCCGCACCGAUUCCGCCUCCUCGUCGGUGCUGGUGCACGGAAUGACAUCGGCGGCGGAGGCAAUCCGGCCGUACACGCGGAAGUGGGACCCGGCAAUCACGAGGACGAUUCAGGAGAUUUCGAUCCGCCCGGCGAACGGCAGCCGGAGGGCGUGCGACGUGCGGCACGAGGGCGUGCCGGCGCUGCUGUUCUCCAACGGCGGCUACACCGGGAACCUGUACCACGAGUUCAGCGACGGGCUGAUCCCGCUGUACGUGACGGCGCAGCGGUUCCGCGGAGAGGUGGUGCUGGUGGUGGCGGAGUACCGGCCGUGGUGGCUCGCCCGGUACCGCCCCCUGCUGGAGCGCCUGACCAAGUACAAGAUGGUGGAUUUCAGUCGCGACAACCGCGUCCACUGCUUCUCGGAGAUGAUCGUCGGCCUGCGGAUCCACGGCGAGCUCAUCAUCGACCCGUGGCUGAUGCCCAACGGUAACAGCGUUCGGGACUUCCAGGCGCUCCUCCUCGAAGGCUACAACGCCGUGGCCCGGUCCAAUCCCUCGCUUCCGGCCCCGGAGUCCCCGCCGUUCCUCCGGUCCCUGGUUCGGUCCACGCGCCGCGAGCCGGCGGGGCGAUGCUCCCGCAGCCGGCGGCCGAGGAUCGCGGUGUUCGUGCGCAAAGGCUGCCGGGUGCUGGUGAACCUGCGGGAGCUUGUCCGGGCGUGCCAGCGAACCGGGUUCGACGUCCAAAUCAUCGAGCCCAGGCGCGGCACCCCGUUGGACGUGAUCCACCGCGCCCUCGCCCCCGCCGACGCCAUGCUCGCCGUCCACGGCGCCGCCGUGACCCACUUCCUCUUCAUGCGCCCCUCGUCGGCGCUCAUUCAGGUGGUGGCGCUGGGGCUGGAGAAGCCGGCCGAGGAGUUCUACGGCGAACCGGCCCGGCGGCUGGGGCUGGAGUACAUGGCGUACAAAAUAACGCCCGAGGAGAGCACCUUGUCGAAGCUCUACGAUCGGCGAAGCGCCGUGCUGGUCAACACCAGCGUCAUCACCGACAGAGGGUGGCAGGAGAUGAAGAAGAUCUACCUCGAUAAACAAAAUGUCAAACUGAAUCUUACCAGAUUCGGUAAGGUUCUUGCUAAAGCUUACAGCCAUGUUUGUGUAGCACGAUCAGGAAUUGAAUGAUAUUAGAUGAUGAAUCGCAUUAGUUUGUAAUUGAUACGCUUCUAUUCUUUUGUUUGUAAGUCCGAUUCAAGUGUAUUUUUUAUUUGAGACUCAAAUUAACUUUGUAAAGG